Molecule: messenger RNA, 4032 nt
Organism: Cydia splendana
Lineage: Eukaryota; Metazoa; Arthropoda; Insecta; Lepidoptera; Tortricidae
Exons: 2
Coding region: 22-3717 (1231 amino acids)
Biological process (GO): regulation of transcription by RNA polymerase II
Cellular component (GO): chromosome
Molecular function (GO): chromatin insulator sequence binding
Source: RefSeq, a predicted model, not a curated record
GUCUGUCAUUACAGUUCAACAAUGGAGGAUGAGGACUUUCUUCAACCAUCUCAGUUCUCCCGGACACAACAAUGCAGCAACUCAACCAAUCACUCUCAAAUGGUCACAAGCACCAUGAAUCCGACACCCAGCGGAUCGCAAGUCAGGCCGAGCCAGCCGAAUCACGCCCGUAGUCAGCCAUCAUUUCAAAAUGAGCUGUCGCAGCUCCAAGACGGACUGAGGUUCCUUACGGAGAGAAUACAACAGCUUUCUGGAGACAGGAGCAUCAAGCGAGCAGCAGAACCUAAGCCGAACAUCAAAGAAGAAUGCCAGAUCUGCCACAAACUUUACGCGAACAAAACGACACUCUUCAGACACUACCAAGGUAUUCACAAGGAGAUGAAUCCGGAGAGGUUCCACGGCUUCUCCGUUAACAGCACUGUAGUUAGUCUUGAUGCUUCUUUCAGAGAGAUACAAUGUCCUAUCUGUGCGUAUGUGGCUCCCACGCAAAGUGCUCUUGAUGCCCAUAAUAGAACUACUCAUAGCAAUGUAGUUAAUGCAAAUGUAGCUCCAACUCAAACCACUGUUGAUGCUCAAAAUAGAGUGAUUAAUAGUAAUGUAGUUGCAAAUAAUACAGCUACAGCUAACAGUAAUGUUACUAACGUUAAUAAUGGUAAUAUUAAAGAUAAAAUGCACAAAUGUGAUGAAUGUGCAUGUUAUUUUGAAGAGAAAAACAAAUUCGAUGAGCACAUGAAAGUGUACCAUGGUUUCGAAGUUGUAUGUAAGAUUUGUAACAAGAAUUUCCUCUUUAAAGACAUUGAUGGACAUGUUAAAGAGAAACAUCCUGAUGUAUAUAGCAAGAAGCGUAAAGAUAACGAUGAAAAAAUCAUUGUUGAGAAAGUGAUGAAAGGUAAGAAAGGGAGGGUUCAUGUUUUUAUUUGUACUAAAUGUGAUACUAAAAUGUAUGACAAGAUGGAAGCGGAAAGGCAUGCUAGAGGCCACAAAAAGGGACUUAAAUUAAAAGUAGCUCCAAGAAACAAAGUUUCAAAUGCUGAAGAAAGUGUUCCAGUAGUGAGCUUCGAUGAUGAUAAUGUUAUACUUACAUGCACCAAUUGUGAUAUUUCCACAGGUUCCUAUGACGCUGCUGUUGAGCAUUCACAAAACCACAUAACAAAUAACAUACAAUUCGUGACACAAAUUUGUGACAUAUGCGAUUUGAAGUUUGAACCGCUAUGCUACAAAAAACACAUUGACUUGCAUUACAGAAACAAAGAAAUACACAGGGAAUCAUUCAAAUACUUUAAAUACAGAUAUGAAUACCUGUCCUUUGAAAAUUGGUUCAAUUGUUUUGAUAUGGCCGAGCCUGUAGUGAAAAAAAUGAUAUCUGAAAGCAUUUAUGCACACACACGAUCUGUUAAAAUGUGGGUAUUGCAUGAGGGUUCAUACAGCCUUUUUAAAUGUUGUAAAUGUGAUAAUUUUGUCGAGCCGGCUGCGGUGGACAACCAUACUGUGAACUACGACACUUGUGUCAAAGUUAAGUGUAGCUAUCCCUGCAGGAUUUGUAAAAGGACCUUCAACAAUCGAUUGGCUCUAAACAACCAUACAAAUAAUCACAAAAGCGAAGAGGCAUAUAAGAUUGUGUUAUUUAAUCAUGAGAAUGAUAAAAAAUUCAAUGAAGUACUGAAUGCUAAUAAAUUGCAAAAUACAGCCAGCACCAGUAAUAGUAAUCUUACCAAAGUACUGUAUAAAUGCCUAUGCGGACUUUGUUUCGUAAAAAAAGAAACUGGUGUCAAACACAAGAGUAUAUGCCCGGGAAAAGAUGCCAAGAAUCCUUGUCUAAAAUGCAACUAUUUCUUCACUCAAGAAGAGUUAGUGGCGCAUGCAUUUGAACACCAUAAGAAUGGAAUAGAAAUUAUUAUUGAAAAUAUUACUCCUGAAGUUAUUAUGGUUGAUUCGGACGAGGAAAUCAUUGAAAUUGAUUCAAGUGAUGAAGACGACGCUCAUAAUGAAGGUUUGAACAAUAUUCAGAUUAGAGCUAUAAAAACUGAACAUGCAAUCCAAAGUUCCAGUGACGAGGCUGGCAAACAGAACACGAAUACGAUAGAAAUGGCAGCAGUUGACGCAGGCGUCAGAAAUGAAGAACAUAUGGCUUCAGAAGCCGCUACAUUACAAGAUAUAGAAAAAACGGAGCAAGAUGAUACAAAUGAAGAUGAAAAUAGAUCUAAUCACGAAAUGGGAGAAAUUAAUAAUGAAAUGACCGACGACGAUUCCCAAGACACAAUUUCUUAUGAAAAAAAUACAGAAACCUCAGACACAGACCAAGCUACUGAUAUAAACAAACAGGGUCAUUUAAAAUUAGUUGCGCCAAAUUUAUUAAUAAACCCAUUCCAUAACCCCUUUGAAAACGGGUUUUUAAAAGUAUGGGAUAUAGGAGCGUUGAACAGAGAAAUAAACACUGAUAUCGAAAAUAUAAGAGAACAAAUUGAAACGACGACUGACAAACCAUAUAAUGAAUCUAAUGGAAUUGCUAUUAAAAAAGAAAAAUCUUGGUUGUAUGAUCCUACUGACUUUUCUCAUAUUUCUAAACGACAGUCUUUAAGGCAAGAAACGCGUCCCAGUUCUAGUAAUCUACUACUUCAAGAAGUGGGGUCACUGGUAACAGAUGACGAGGAAACAGACAAUGAAGGAACAGAACAUAAUAAUAUGCGCGAAGAUUAUACAGAUAACAAUGCAUCUAGCAAUGCGCCAACAGUUACAGAACAGACUGUUAAUGGUACAAAUGAUGAAGAGAUAUUAAAUGAAAUAUCACAUAUUAACAAUCGCAAUGUUAAUACACAUGAAACUUUAAACAACAUUGAAGAAAUACGCGACAGAAUUGAAGAUAAAGAAAAUGACGCCCAAACAGAAUUGAACAGUAAUGAUAGUCACGGGGUUAAAAUAAAUAACUCGACUCGAAUUCUAAAUGAAGAAAUAGAAAAUAAUGAAGAUCAUUACAGUGACGACGAUCUUUUUCUUCCGUCUCUACCACCAGUCAUCGAAAAUCGUGGACACAUGGAGCUUAAUCAUAAUCAAGAACAAAUUCCUAAAAAUACGAGUGAAAAAGUAUUUAACGAAGUAAACUUAUGUAAUGAGACGAUAGCUAAUGACAGUAAUGACACAAGUGACACAACUAAUGUAGAAACAGAAAACCCAACAGAGAAUGCAGAAGAAACAGAACACAGUACUCGAUCUGAGAAUGAAAACAAUGAUUCCCUUAAUGUAGACAGUGUUGUAAAUCAAACAGAAAUUGAUAAUGAUAAAGUAGGUGAAAAUGAAAAUAGUGAUUCUAGAUCUAGACCAUCUGUUCUCGAAGACACACCAACUAACAUGAAUGUUACCGAAAAAGAUAUGGAUUCUAGGCCAUCCGCUCCAAAAGAUACAUCAACAACUACUAAUGUUAAUCAUAUUAGUGGUCAUAUUCAAGUAGUAUCAAGCGAAUCUCAAGAAACCCAAACGAUAGCUACAGAUAAUAUAAUUAACAUAAAAAGAGAGUUCCAAUACAUGAAUAUAAAUAUAAAAAGAGAAUUAAUUGUGGAAAAUGAAAACAGUGAAAAUAGUUGUGAUAAAGAUAAUCUAGUACAAAUAAAAAGAGAACCAAAUUAUGAUUUAGAGAACGUUUAUAACGAUAAUAAAGAAAAUGACUUGAAUUUUACAGAUACCGUGAACAAUGAUAACUACAAUAAUUGUAGUAUUGUCUAAAAUUACAAUAAGACAUAUUUCUUUUUCAUCGUUCUGUUUUUUUUUUUUUAAUUAUAAUGAAUGUUUAUGUUAAGUGGCUUAUAUGCGUGAGUCGGGAGCAAAAAUACUAUACUUUCUUUUUUAGCGUUAGAGAAAGGGUCAAAAUUUGACUUGUCUUUUUAUUGAAAGACGCUUUUAAAAAAAUAGUAACUAUAUUACUUACGAAACCAAAUGUAAUUGAUCAUAAUAAUAUGUACAUGCUAAACAAGGGUCUCUUUUGUUUCCCAAAAAGUUUUAGGUCCUAAUUGUUUGCCCGCAUUUUCGUUAGUCAUAAUU